Camellia sinensis is the source of this 462-nucleotide messenger RNA. NCBI's taxonomy places the organism in Eukaryota, Viridiplantae, Streptophyta, Magnoliopsida, Ericales, Theaceae. The record is from RefSeq and is a predicted model, not a curated record.
CAACAAACCCAGUUCUACGGAGAGAGGAAGCUAGAAACAGGAAACUCACAGAAUUCUCUCUCAGAUCCGAUCGAUUUCUCUGCAAAUUCCAAACCCUCGAAACCACAAACAACAACAACAAUGGCUUCAACCUUCAGCGGCGAUGAAACGGCACCGUUCUUCGGCUUCCUCGGCACUGCAGCUGCCCUAGUCUUCUUCUGUAUGGGGGCUGCGUAUGGGACAGCGAAGAGUGGCGUUGGAGUGGAGUCAAUGGGUGUAAUGAGGCCAAAGCUUGUGAUGAAGUCGAUUGUUCUAGUGGUUAUGGUUGGUGUGUUGGGCAUCUAUGGAUUGAUUAUCGCUGUGAUCAUUAGUACUUGUAUUAACCCUAAGGCCAAGUCUUAUUACCUUUUUGAUGGUUAUGCUCAUCUUUCUUCUGGUCUUGCUUGUGGCCUCGCUGGUCUAUCUGCUGUUUUGUCAUUUUAG